Messenger RNA from Acanthopagrus latus (yellowfin seabream), 2575 nucleotides. RefSeq names its product interleukin 6 receptor (gene il6r). Gene Ontology annotation, biological process: cytokine-mediated signaling pathway. Lineage: Eukaryota; Metazoa; Chordata; Actinopteri; Spariformes; Sparidae. Gene Ontology annotation, cellular component: external side of plasma membrane. The record is from RefSeq and is a predicted model, not a curated record. The coding region runs from base 157 to 1899 and encodes 580 amino acids. The transcript has 10 exons. Gene Ontology annotation, molecular function: protein binding; cytokine receptor activity.
UCUUACGUACGACAGACUGCCGCAACCAGAGGAAGCCGGUAUCUGUGUGGAGGAGGACUACUUGUCCGUGUGAAAACUUUGAUGGGACUCACAACCACCUCCACCUGACGCCCAGGCGUGUCGGAGGACCCGGUGAGGUGAGACUCAUGCGCGAAAAUGCGUAUUUUUCUCCCUCUGCUGUGUGCUGUGUGCGCACCGGUGGCCCGCGGCAUUUUCGACGGAACCUGCCUCCGAAAAGACCCUCCCCCUGGUGUGUUGGUUUUAUCUCCUGGUAGUGACUUGGUGUUGACCUGCAGCGGCCAUGUGGAGGUGGAUGGAGUAAAGGUCAGAAACGGCUCAAACACCAACAGAGUAGGCAGUUCUUCAGCUGCAACCCCAACCAUUGUAAGCAUCAUAACCAGCCCUGGAGCUCAGAUGAAAAGUGACACGCAUACUACAGAGAAUGCAGUAAGUCAGGGGUAUCGCUCUAACCCGACUGAGGCUGGAGACUACAGCAGCCUCAGACAUACAGAUACAGGAUACACAGCUUCUCCCACAGCUCACGUGGGCCAGCACACCGGUGCACGCAGACUGCUAAACACUGCAGAGACGGAUGGCGAGGAGUAUGAGGAGGAUGAAGCGAGCAGGGUAACAAGGGGCAUAAAAUGGAGGUCUCCCUGGAAGUUGAACAAGAGGACCUUGGGAAAAGGAGACAGCGAUCAGGGAGGAAUCACAUUUGAUAGGAGUGGAACUUCACUGUCUCUGUCCUCAGUAAGAGUGACUGACUCUGGGACGUAUGCGUGUUUCCACAGAGGCAGGGAGAGGUUCUCCUUAAAGGUGAUCGUAGCAGAUCCUCCAGGGCAACCCGUCCUGGACUGCUACAAAAAGUCACCCAGUAGCAAGAUUCGCUGUGCGUCGACACCUCAGAAGCCGAACACUGUCCGGCCUGACUGUUCCCUCCUACUCAGUAAAAACGCCCAGCCAUUCGUUCGCAGACAGUGCUCGUACUCGUCUCUGACGUCCCGCUGUUGGUGCGCCCUGGACCACAAUGAGGAAGAGCGGAGGAACAAUCACAUGGCCUUCUUGUGUAUUACGAGCAUCGCAGGCAACACCACCAGCAAUCUGCUGCAGUUCCACCCCCUGUCCAUAGUAAAGCCCGACCCUCCGUCAAAUGUGAUGGUCCGUCAGAUAGAAGGACACGAGACGUGGCUGAAGGUCGUGUGGAGUCUCCCGACCUCCUGGAAGUCUGCAGACAACUUUUAUGAACUAAUCCAUGAGAUAAAGUACAGGCCGGACAAAUCGCCGUUUCACCAGGAGCAGGUACAUGAGGUUACGGACAGACGCUUCUGCAUGAUCACUGAUGCCAUACCUGGUGUUGAGUACGUGAUACAGCUCAGAACUAAGGAGCAAUAUGAUGGCAUGUGGAGCAGUUGGAGUAAUCCUGUCCUUGCCACCACCUGGACGGCUCCAGCAGCAACCACAACAAUGCAUCCAGUCUAUACAGACACAGAGAGCUCUGGCGAUGACUAUACAACGGAGGGCACAUCUCCUCCUGCACUUCCUCCAAGCUUAAACGAGGUCUCAGUCCACAUUCUGUGGAUUUCUGGCUCCUUUGUCCUCUUGUUAAUCAUUUUGGCUGGCUACAUAUUCAGACACAAAGAGAGAUUUAUGUCUAAACUCCACAGCCACAGUAUCAUCACCCAGCAUGGUCACUCACCUCAACCUCAGCCUCCGCCCUCUGCCCCGACAGCUCCAGAAGCGCAGGCUUUGGUGACUUUCAGCCCUCCUCUUCACAGAGAGCCUCCGCCGGACGAAGUGAAAGAUGGAGAAGAAGACAAUGAAGAGGAGCAGUGUCUGAACGAGAGGACUGAACCCAUGCACUUCAACAACACAAGUUAUUUCUUCCUCCAGCAGCGGUGAUGACUACAAAGAAAGGGGGAUAAAGCAGAGCAUUUAACUGCUUUGAGUUGCUGGACUGUUGCUUUUCACUUCAGAGCCAGCCAAUAAGUUUUUGUUUCUCCAAUAAGCUUGAAGCAAACUCAGGAACAGCUUGUACGGACUGUCUUCUGUUCCAUCUCUCUAAUGCUGUCGAAUGCCUAAAAUACCUCUAAAAGACUGUUUGUUGUUGUAUUUGUCUUAAGAGCAGCCUUUACACUCUCUCUGGUACGCCUGUGUCAAUUUCAAGUCGGCCAAAUGAAAUGCCAAUGAUACCACCUCAUGUUCUGUUUGUAUAUAAUGUUGUUAAGGUUUAUAAAAUAUAUCACUUGUUUUAUAAUAGUUAGUGUGGUUCAUCAUUGAUAUUGUGUGUGGUUCUAAUGAACAUGGAAAAAAAUCUGGAUUACAAACUGUGUGUGCAGCUGCCCAGAGGCCGCAGAACUCCAGGCCUAAUUGUUCAGGAACAUUUACCAUUAAAACAUAAUAUCAGUUGAUAUGACGCCAGCCUUAAGGUUGAUCCUGCAUUAUUGCGAGACCUCUGGGCUUUGCCUUGAUUUUGAUCUUUGCUUAAAUAUGGUUUUAAGACCAUCAUUAUCUGAGUUUUGUGCAUGAAUGUAGACUAUUUCUGAAAUUGAAUAAAAUCAGAUCACUACUCAGCAAA